GGCUAAAUACCGAAUGUCAUUGCCAGCUAGAUUUUAAGCUGAUUUAAAAAGUAAUUUAAACUUCAAAAAUUGUUUAUGGCGCGUGGUUGUGAUGUGCCGAAGGAAGGAUUUGCGAAUUUUUUUGGAAUAAAUUCGCUUGCAGUGGCAGUGUAGUGUUUAAUAAUUUUUCAAGUAUUAAUGUCGUGACAGUGGAUAAAAAUGCAGUUCUAUAAAGAGAGAAUUCUCAACGCUGCACAGUUAAAAAGACUGAGUGAACACAAGUAUUCGUGUGUUAGUGCUAGUUUAUUGGAUGCAUGGCUCCAGCCAUGGUGGUGCUGGUUGGUGUCCAAAACGCCGCUGUGGCUCGCUCCGAAUCUCAUUACUAUUUUAGGUCUAAUAGUCAACAUAGUUACCACAUUAAUUUUAGUAUGGUAUAGUCCCGACGCGCGUCAAGACCCGCCUCGCUGGGCGUGCGCCCUGUGCGCUCUCGGAGUGUUCGUAUACCAGAGCCUGGACGCCAUCGACGGCAAGCAGGCGCGCCGCACUGGCAGCCAGUCUCCGCUGGGAGAACUCUUCGACCACGGCUGCGACAGCAUAUCGACGGUGUUCAUCGCGCUCGGCGCCUGCAUCGCGGUCAAGCUUGGCGAGUACCCGACAUGGAUGUUCUUCCAGUGCUUCUGCGCGAUGACGCUGUUUUACUGCGCGCACUGGCAGGCCUACGUCACGGGCACGCUGAAGAUGGGCCGCAUUGACGUCACCGAGGCGCAGUAUUCCAUCAUCGCCAUCCACCUCAUCUCCGCGACCCUCGGGCCAGACUUCUGGGCCAUGCAGAUCCCAGUGCUGGGAGUGCCGCUGUGCCUGGGCGCGAGCCUGAUGUGCUACGCCGCCCAGUUUUACUUUGUCACCAACUUCUCCUCCACCUUCCGCGUUAGGGGCUGCGGCAAAAACGGAUCCACAGUGGCCGGAACGAGCAUCCUCUCGCCGGUGAUUCCGUUUUCGUUCGUGGUGGUGCCGGCGUUCAUCAUCUUCCAGAAGAGUGAGUCGCAAGUGUACGAGAACCACCCCGCUUUGUACAUCUUGGCCUUCGGUAUGGUCGCUGCCAAAGUCACCAACAGAUUAGUGGUGGCUCACAUGACCAAGAGCGAGAUGGAGUACUACGACUGGUCGCUGCUGGGCCCGGCCAUGCUGUUCCUCAACCAGUACUUCAACAACGCGAUACCGGAGUACUACGUGCUGUGGCUUUGCACGAUAUGGGUGUGCACAGACCUGGUCCGGUACUGCGGUCAGAUCUGCCUGGAGAUCUGCGCGCACCUGCACAUCCGACUCUUCCGGAUCGCACCCGCACCGCCCGCGCCCGCGCCGCUGCCGCCCGGCCUCAACGCGAGCAGUGACAGCGAGCCGUCCGACACUGAGGACACCUCUCCCUUGGCGCCAAACUCUCACAAACACGCGUACGCGUAUGACAAUGUGUUAAACAACAAUUUGUGAUUUUAAUUAUUCAUUUAACAUUGUUAGUUCAUUGUAGUUUUCAAUAUCUCAGUGUAGCUGAAAAGAGAAUCGAAGUUGAGGAUAUGUUAUUUCUGUCUAGUAACAUAUUGCUAGUUUGACGUCAUAGUAGGAUACAAGUUUUUUGACAAACAUUGACAGAAUAGCAGAUCCUUUGCUCUCGAAUUUAGUUUAAGCCGCGCUAGCUGUAGAAGAAACACAUUGUUAUUGUUGAGGAUAACCGUAUGAACAAAAACUAGUGCAUUGAGUUAGCAGGUACAUUAGUUUAUCAGCAAAACCAUUUACGGGAUAAUUUAUGUAAUUAAUUAGUUUGAUACACGUGUGUAUGUAAUAGAUAAAACUAUUUAAUUACAUAAAAAAACAUGUAGAACAAAAUAGUAAGAAUUACACCGACACCUACUGAGUGUCAGCAGAUUUUUUUUACAAUUCUCGAAAAUCUGCUGUCCUCAAUGAACCUUGAUCAAACUCGAAUAAAAGAGCGAUAAUUAAAUUCAGAAUCCAUAUUCAUCACUAAGAUUAGUAAGAUUAUUAAUCUCUGAAGCACCCAGUAAGUAAUAAAAACAUGGGACAUUACAAUAAACAAAGAGUAGGCUCUAUUUACUAUGUUUUUCACUAUCCCUGUGGUGAGUGCAUGGUAGAGUACGAAUAUUCGCUACAUAUUAUUUGUAAAACUUGAAGAGGCGCAUUUAAUUAGAUCAUAAAUAAUAAAUAUUUUCAAUGGGUAUUAGAGCAUGUCUGUAUUUAUGGUAAAUUCCUUUUUGUAGUUCAGUAUUGAAUGGUUUUAGUUAAUUUUAAUUUAUGUUACACAUUAAUAAGUACAUUGUAUUAAAUAUCAGGUGUUUGUUGAAUUAAAUAAGCUGGAUGGCUUACGCUAAAUAACAA
Ostrinia nubilalis (European corn borer) is the source of this 2367-nucleotide messenger RNA. RefSeq names its product cholinephosphotransferase 1 (gene bbc). The coding region runs from base 199 to 1467 and encodes 422 amino acids. Gene Ontology annotation, biological process: phosphatidylethanolamine biosynthetic process. Lineage: Eukaryota; Metazoa; Arthropoda; Insecta; Lepidoptera; Crambidae. The transcript is spliced from 8 exons. The record is from RefSeq and is a predicted model, not a curated record. Gene Ontology annotation, cellular component: endoplasmic reticulum membrane; Golgi apparatus. Gene Ontology annotation, molecular function: diacylglycerol cholinephosphotransferase activity; ethanolaminephosphotransferase activity.